AUCAAUUUCCGAGGCGUGUCAUGAGCAGUUCUGGGUUUAUUAAAUUCUUCGCCAUGUGUAAGCGUCUUGGUGUUGUCAUUCUGAUAGUGCUUCUGGUCUCAGAAUCAAAGGCACAAGUUAUUCUAAGCCAACCACUAUCUGUUUCUACUGACUCGGGAGGGAACGUCGAAAUUUACUGUACUUUGAAAGGCGUCGUCAUGGGAAACGCUUUAAUAACCUGGUACCAGCAAAGGACUGAAAAUGCUCCUCCUCGGUAUCUCCUGCGCCAUAAUUCUCAAGACCUAGUCAGGGCAUCAGGUACUCCAGAUCGAUUCUCCGGUAGAAGUGACUCGUCACUCAACUCCAGAUAUUUAACCAUCACUGGGGUUCAAAAAGAAGAUGAAGCGAACUACUAUUGCGGUGUGUGGGUAAGCUCCAGUAACACAUAUAACUUCGGAACUGGAACGAAGCUAACGGUGUUAUCCCAAGAAUUGUCCAGCCCUAAGGUCUCCCUUCUCCUGCCGGCGUCCGAUCAGAUCACUAAAGGAAAGAUGGCGACUCUGGUGUGCCUAGUCAAUAAUUUUUACCCUGAAGGGGUGACGGUCUCCUGGAGCACCGACGGCAUGGUGGUCAACGCAGGUGUUAAGACAUCUCGAGCAGUGAAGGACACCGACCAGACCUACAGACUGAGCAGUUACCUCACCCUGACCGCCUCCGAGUGGAACUCACACGAAGUGUACACUUGCGGGGUUACACACGCGUCUCUCGUGUCUCAGUUGAAGCGAAGCAUCCGGAGAUCGGAGUGUACGCCAUCUUAGUGGCCGCUGUUAUUUACCAUCGGCGACGAUUAAACAUUAUUCUCAAUAGAUGCUUUCAGUCGUUAUCGAACAAAAGUCGGGACUCUUCGUUUUUUUCCUUUCGCUGUAAACAUGUUUGAUGUCAUAAGCAUGCCACUCGU
This is a messenger RNA of Mobula hypostoma (lesser devil ray), 937 nucleotides long. Its product is annotated as immunoglobulin lambda-1 light chain-like. The record is from RefSeq and is a predicted model, not a curated record. Bases 21 to 797 code for a protein of 258 amino acids. NCBI's taxonomy places the organism in Eukaryota, Metazoa, Chordata, Chondrichthyes, Myliobatiformes, Myliobatidae. The transcript is spliced from 3 exons.